This is a messenger RNA of Petromyzon marinus (sea lamprey), 4323 nucleotides long. It is a transcript of the gene CLPP, whose product is annotated as caseinolytic mitochondrial matrix peptidase proteolytic subunit. Gene Ontology annotation, molecular function: serine-type endopeptidase activity; ATPase binding; ATP-dependent peptidase activity. Lineage: Eukaryota; Metazoa; Chordata; Hyperoartia; Petromyzontiformes; Petromyzontidae. Gene Ontology annotation, biological process: protein quality control for misfolded or incompletely synthesized proteins. Gene Ontology annotation, cellular component: endopeptidase Clp complex. The record is from RefSeq and is a predicted model, not a curated record.
AGAGUAAAAUUCCCAUACCAAGAUGGCGGGCUUGAGCUCAGUGGCCCCACUGCAGCAGCUGCCACAUGGGGUGGCGGUGUGAAGGGGACACCUCGAGCGACGUUACACUUUUUGCCCGCUGUUAAUUCAUUCAAACAUGCGCUUCCAGGCUUUCUCGCGCGUUCAGAGUCUGGUGCGUGCUGUGGGAGGACUGCUCCCGCUACGUCGCGACCUGCGGCUCUGGGCACGGCACUGCAGUCCACUCGUGCCCAUCGUCAUCGAGCAGACUGGACGUGGGGAGAGGGCUUACGACAUCUACUCGCGCUUGCUGAGGGAGAGAAUCAUCUGCGUGAUGGGCCCGAUUGACGACACGGUGGCGAGCCUCGUGGUGGCACAGCUCCUCUUCCUGCAGUCGGAGAGCAACAAGAAGCCCAUCCACAUGUACAUCAACAGCCCAGGGGGAAUGGUGACGGCCGGCCUGGCAAUCUACGACACCAUGCAAUACAUCCUCAACCCCAUCAGCACGUGGUGCGUGGGCCAGGCGGCCAGCAUGGGCUCCCUGCUGCUGGCGGCCGGGACGCACGGCAUGCGCCACUCGCUGCCCAACUCACGCCUCAUGAUCCACCAGCCCUCCGGGGGCGCGUACGGCCAAGCCACCGAUAUCGCGAUCCAGGCGGAAGAAAUCCAGAAGCUCAAGCGGCAGAUCAACGGCAUUUACGCCAAGCACACGCGGCAGCCGAUCGGCGUGCUCGAGCAAGUGAUGGAGCGCGACCGCUACAUGAGCCCCAUCGAGGCGCAGGAGUUUGGUCUGAUCGACAAGGUGCUGGUGCACCCUCCCCCCGACGGCGAGGACGAACCCCAGCUCAUCAGCAAGGAGGGCGCGGACGACAAACCCGAGCCCUGAGCCACGGCCCCAGUGCGGUGUGGCACGACCCCGCUUGAGGGGCGGCGUCGUGCGACACUGCGUUACACUGCAUCAGCACUGCGCUGAAGUGUGUCACAACGCCGCGCUGAAGUGUGCGUCACAACUCCGCACUAUUCGGUUCAUUAAUAUUCAACCCAACUUAGCAUACAAUACUUUUCUUACAAAUGUAAGCACUAAGUCACACAGCAUACAAGACUGCGAUUCAAAGCUGAAGUUAUUGGUUGCAAUUAUUGUGCAGUAUUGUUGCUUCCCAACCCCCCGCACUUACCAGCAUGGUGAAGUAUGGUCACACAACCUCCGUGGCCGACACGCGUCAGGAGGCCUACACCCAGCAGUGGCUUGAAAAGAGGCCGUGAAUUCUGAAUUGUGGUAACGCGCAGCAUUGUUCGCGAGAGCUGCCACCACUGGACCUGCACUGCAAUCCAGAGGUCACCGGUUCGAUUCCAUCUUCCGGCGUGGCAGUUAAACCAAUGAGCAAGCUUUGUUUAACCCCCCCCCACUACCCCUGUCCAAUCAGCUAAUAAACAGUUACGCCACAGUUAAGGCAAUCAGCAGGCAGCCUGUGUUGGGAUAACUCAACUUACAUUGCCAGGUAAGGCCCGACUGAUCUAUAUAUAUCUCGCUCUUUUUCAAAAGCGACCUGGCUGUCACACAUUAUAGCUCAACGAAGUGGUUCAUCACGUGGAAGUUUAUUGCAGCCAAAUACUCUUCAACGCGUGGCGGUCCCAAAUGUGGAGGGGAAAACCGAAGGACCCGGAGGAAAAAAAUCCACGCGACCGCGGACAGAGACGUGCCAGCUCCAAAUAUACCGCAGCAGGCGUCGUGGUCGGGAUCGAGCCCAGGACCACCUGUACGCCAGGUGAGGUAGUUAACAUCUCGCCACCGCGGCUCCCCUUAAUGUCGUGUGUGGGUACUCCCGCCUCGCCUCGUUGGGUCAACAUGGAAGGCUCUUCCGGCAGCAGCGGCGCGAGCAAAGCAGUUGCAGCGCUGCGCCUCUACCGUGUUGGACAAGAAGGUCCACGUGUUGCGUUGUUUCACCGUUGCGCUGCAAGGUUGCAUGAAUAAAGGUUGCGGUUUGUGUCCGUAACGUGCAGCUUUUGUUCAAAAUCAUUUAUAUUUUUCAUGUCGAAUAUGUAAUCACUGGCCCAAUGGUUGGAUGGGGUCACGGGAGAUUAACCAGGUCAGCAUGACAAGGAAUUGGUAUUAAAUAAAAAGGUUAAUUGCAAAUAUUAAUGAUUAGUAAUAAAAUUGGAUUGAUCUAGCUUUACAAAGUUAUUACACUUUUAUUGAUAAUGUAGGGUUUUAAAAAAAAAAUCUACAAUGCCCUUUGUAUGAUUGGUUUUCGACGAACAGGCCACAAUUCUCUGCCGAGAUCUCCUGCCUGGUUUCGAGUGUCCUGUUGGGUCUAGAGGCCAUCCAGGCAAGGGGGGGGCACUGUACUGUACAACUCUCGUGAUAAAAACGAGUUACAGAUUUGCAGUUUUACGCGGAACGCCGCCCCUUGCAGAAUGUGCAGAAUUAGUUGCGCCAUUUCACUUCAGCUUUGCACGACACUGAUUGCACAACAGUACAUUACAACUUCACACUGAUGAGAAGCACCUGGGAUCAUUGCAUCGCUAAAGGCAGGGGUGCUGGAACACGAUUGUGGCUUGCGACUUCACAUGGCCCACAAUCACAUGAGACCCGCUACUUAUAAACGACAUGUAAAUUAUGUUUUUUGGUAAUUGCAGGGAUCUUAGCCACACUUAUAGGGUAAUGUUUUCUGCCAUCGUUAGUGUACGCGAUAAAUUGAUUAUUUUUAAAGUAAUUGAAUAAAGCCAAGGUGUCCGUGUAUGCACCUCUGAUUAUCAAUGAUUACGUUCGGUGCGAAAGAAGUUCAACAUUUAGUAUAGUGCAAGUGUGGUUCUCAAAGUAUUUAAUACUAUAAUUCUGUUAUUCUAUUCGGUCCUCGGUAGGGAAAAUGUUCCCCACCCUUGAUGUAAGCUUUUUUGUCGGAAGGUUGCAAGUUCACAUCUUGGUUGGAGGUUGACUCAGCCCAUCUUUGCUCCACAGCCAACAACAAUAUAACAACACAAUCUUUGUGAUGUGUAUAUAAUACGGGAAGUGUGUGUCUGUGUGUACAGGAGCUCAAUGGUUCACUGGUGCAGGCCAGAAUGUGGGCUUGAACUGAUUGCGCUAUUUUAAUAAUGGUUCAUAAUGGAGUUGUAAUAAAUAAUUGCGUGGAAGCAGUGUGGAACUCAACGUCUUCGGUGGUAAUGUAGUGUAUGGUUUAAAAAGAGGGAUCAAUUGUCACGCACCGCGAUAUUGUAAAAUGGUAAAGCGGAUUCACGUGGCUAUGUCGUCAUCAAACUUGGCUCACAAAAACUUUACGUAAGUUUAUAACUCUAUCAUUGAAAUCGGCAAAGUCUAGGAGUUCUCGCACACACAAUUAUUAGGUGCAUAUUGUGCAGAUACAUAAACAUGCUAAUCGGUCGAUAUGUAUACAAAUCAUGAAAUGUGAAAAAUGUAGCAAAUGGAACUCAGAACUUUUGGUAAGCCUGCUGACAAUCACUUCUUCAAGCAAUAAAACAUGACAACAAUCCAGGACAAUUCAUUUGUAAUUAUACUGCAGGAUACAGCCAUGUUGUACGUACAGCAAAACAAUACAACACUGCAUAAUCCAGUGAGAUAACGCGUUUAAGUUAGUUUCUCUCCAAAUUUAACAUGCAGGCUUUUGCGGGCAAUAGUACGGUUAUAAUACACGUUUUGGUCAGAUCGUAAACCCUCCAAUUCAUAAAAAGUUGGUGUUUAUAACUCUUACAGGUGAGCACUAAUUGGUUGUGUUGGGUGGAGGAGGGUUGACGACACGGACGUGAUGUGACCCAAAAACCGAAUCUGAAUGCUUUACCAAAUUGUCUAACUGAAGCGCCUUUAUCAGUUCAAACGAGGUCCAUGUUCAUGGACAGCGGGGAUCGACUCAUCCUGGUCAUGGGAUCGACUCAUCCUGGUCACGGAACAGCCAUGGAAUGGAGUUUCGCUGUGAGGAUUCUCGUGAUUCCGAACGAACAGGGGGAGGGGUCGCCACCCCCUUGUCACCGUUCCCAACGCUGGACAUACCCACGAGCACAUUCGCAAACACGAGUGCGGCCACGAUGGAAAUAUAGUGCCUUUUAUUUGCACAAAUUGUAGAAACAGAGAGUUUAACUCAAACAAUGUUCCCAAAUACAACGCAAAAAAAAUGCGACGUACAGCAGGAAAAAAAAACACGUAAGGAAUACAAGGUGAAAAUAUAAUUGAGAAUAAAAACGGUAAUAGAGCAAAACAUUGAAUACAACAUUCAGAAAAUGUUUAAAUCAACCAGUGUGUGAUUGCUCGUGUCAUAAGUGGAAAUUACAAUUAAUAUUUUUUGUUUGCAGUGCCACGUAAUGUUUAAAUUUAGU